AUGUCCGCCGAGAAGAAGCAGAAGGCCCACCAGGAGCUGAUCUCGGCCGCCAAGCUGAACCACGACACAGUCGUCGCCAACAUCGCCAAGUACAGAAGCCCGGUCUUCGUCAAGGACAACAAACAGAUGAAGCUGAAAAACACGGCGGCCGAGAAGGACCAGUACGAGUACGUGCCCGGGUCGAUCGUCGACCAGCAGAUGCGAGACUACGAGUUCAUCCAGGCGCCGCUCAACGAGAAGACGGCACUCGAUCUGUGGAGGACCGUUUGGCAGGACCAGACACGUCUGGUGUGCUCGGUAUCGCAGGAGAAUCUGAUCGGCGAGGAGGCGUCGAGCAAAUGCUGGCCAUAUUGGCCACGCAGCGAGGACAAGAGCAUCUCUUAUGAUUUGACCGUCGUCGGACCACCCGAUGAGGACAAAAAAGGCGGCGAGGAAGGCGGUGGUGAUACGGAAGAGCGCCCGGUGACGCUGCUCCACUUCGAGAAGUGGGCGCCGGAGAAGUGGAUGGAUGGGGAGAAUGUGUACCAUCUCGUCAUGGAACUGCACAAUCGCACACAACAGAUUUGUCGCAAGGUGACGGACGGCUACUUCCCGCCCAUCCUCCUCCAGGGCUACGAAGCGCUCGGCAGGACGGCGAUAAUCUGCCUGGGUAUGUGCUUGGCCCGUGAUUGUGAGACCAAGACAAAAUACGAUCCGCCCACCACGAUGCGCUCCAUUGCAAAGAUGCGCCCGGGUGCGUUCAGCAAUCGUCUCCACUGGACGUACGGAUGGGCCCUGUGCUACCGUAUCGCCUACCACACCGGCUGGGCAGGUGACUGGAAAAAGACAGCGGAGGAGAUGCAAAAGGGCCUGGAUGCGGCGAAGCUGAUCCCCGUCGAGCCACGAUUA
This is a messenger RNA of Mesorhabditis spiculigera, 888 nucleotides long. NCBI's taxonomy places the organism in Eukaryota, Metazoa, Nematoda, Chromadorea, Rhabditida, Rhabditidae. The record is from the annotation of a GenBank genome assembly.